This is a messenger RNA of Ilex paraguariensis (yerba mate), 2345 nucleotides long. Lineage: Eukaryota; Viridiplantae; Streptophyta; Magnoliopsida; Aquifoliales; Aquifoliaceae. The record is from the annotation of a GenBank genome assembly.
GAGAAGAACAUUCUCGAACCUGAACACGGAGACCAAUGCCCCAUAUAAACCACUCGCUUCCUCACAGGCCGGCCACAUCUCUCGUUUUUUGUACACCACAACUAGCUCUCUCUCUCUCUCGCUGCGAUUCGAAGUAGAGGAAGUACAAUGGCUGUUAAAGGUGAAGGUCCGGCGAUCGGAAUUGAUCUGGGAACUACAUACUCUUGCGUCGGUGUUUGGCAACACGAUCGUGUGGAGAUCAUAGCCAAUGACCAGGGGAACAGAACGACGCCAUCUUACGUUGCGUUUACUGAUUCUGAGCGUUUGAUCGGAGAUGCUGCCAAGAACCAGGUCGCCAUGAACCCAAUCAACACCGUCUUCGAUGCAAAACGUCUUAUUGGGAGGAGGUUUAGCGAUGCCUCAGUCCAGAGUGACAUUAAGCUAUGGCCUUUUAAGGUCAUUGCCGGUCCUGGUGACAAGCCUAUGAUUGUUGUCAACUACAAGGGUGAAGAGAGGCAGUUUUCGGCCGAGGAAAUCUCCUCUAUGGUGCUUAUCAAGAUGAAGGAGAUUGCCGAGGCUUACCUCGGGUCAACUAUAAAGAAUGCUGUUGUCACUGUUCCGGCAUACUUUAACGAUUCUCAGCGUCAGGCUACAAAAGAUGCCGGUGUUAUUUCUGGUCUCAAUGUAAUGCGUAUUAUAAAUGAGCCAACAGCUGCUGCUAUUGCUUAUGGUCUUGACAAGAAAGCCUCCAGUGUUGGUGAGAAGAAUGUGCUUAUCUUUGAUCUUGGUGGUGGUACUUUUGAUGUGUCCCUCCUCACCAUUGAAGAGGGUAUUUUUGAGGUGAAAUCCACUGCUGGAGAUACUCAUCUCGGAGGUGAGGAUUUUGAUAACAGAAUGGUGAAUCACUUUGUUCAAGAGUUCAAGAGAAAGCAUAAAAAAGACAUAAGCGGUAACCCCAGAGCUCUUAGGAGAUUGAGAACCUCUUGUGAAAGGGCAAAGAGGACUCUCUCAUCCACAGCUCAGACCACCAUUGAAAUUGAUUCUUUAUUUGAGGGUAUAGACUUCUACUCCACCAUCACGCGUGCCAGAUUUGAAGAGCUGAAUAUGGAUCUCUUCAGGAAGUGUAUGGAACCUGUUGAGAAAUGUUUGAGAGAUGCUAAGAUGGACAAAAGCAAUGUUCACGAUGUUGUUCUUGUUGGGGGGUCUACUAGAAUUCCCAAGGUGCAGCAGUUAUUGCAGGACUUCUUUAACGGGAAGGAGCUAUGCAAGAGCAUCAACCCCGAUGAGGCAGUUGCCUAUGGUGCUGCUGUACAAGCUGCCAUUCUGAGUGGUGAGGGCAGUGAGAAGGUUCAGGACUUGCUACUUCUGGAUGUCACUCCUCUCUCCCUUGGGCUAGAAACUGCUGGAGGUGUCAUGACUGUCUUAAUCCCGAGAAACACCACCAUUCCCACCAAGAAAGAGCAAGUAUUCUCCACAUACUCAGAUAAUCAACCUGGUGUAUUGAUUCAAGUAUUCGAGGGUGAGAGAGCAAGAACUAGAGACAACAACCUGUUGGGUAAAUUUGAGCUUUCUGGCAUUCCUCCAGCUCCCAGGGGCGUGCCUCAGAUCACGGUUUGCUUUGAUAUUGAUGCUAAUGGUAUUUUAAAUGUUUCUGCUGAGGAUAAGACCACCGGACAGAAGAACAAGAUCACAAUCACGAAUGACAAGGGCAGGCUAUCCAAAGAGGAAAUUGAGAAGAUGGUGCAGGAAGCAGAGAAGUACAAGGCGGAGGAUGAGGAACACAAGAAGAAGGUGGAGGCUAAGAAUGCACUGGAGAACUAUGCCUAUAAUAUGAGGAACACAGUGAAGGAUGAAAAGAUUGGUGAGAAGCUCAGCCCAGAUGACAAGAAGAAGAUCGAGGAUGCUAUUGAUCAGGCCAUCUCAUGGCUCGAUAGCAACCAGCUUGCGGAAGCUGACGAGUUUGAGGAUAAGAUGAAGGAGCUUGAGAGCAUCUGUAACCCUAUCAUUGCAAAGAUGUACCAAGGUGCCGGGCCUGACAUGGGUGGCGCCAUGGGUGAUGAUGCUCCUUCAGCUAGUGCAAGUGGUGCUGGCCCCAAGAUUGAGGAGGUUGACUAAGGGAGUGGUUUCUAUUGGCAUUAUUAUUUCGUUCAGGUUCCCCUGCUAUAGUUUGAUCGGAUCCUGUAGAUCAAAUCCUUAUGGCACAUUUAUGUCUGGUGCCAUUGUUUUGAUUUUUUAUGCUCCUUUUAUGUUUUUGUUAUGUUAUAUAUUGUUGUUCUCAGACCUAUUUGAUAAUUAAAAUUGGGCUACUGUCCAUAUCUUAUAUAUCUGUUGAAAUUAACUUUCUGAGUUGUGUUCCUAUCCAGCAU